AAAUUAAGAUCCAAAUCUAAAAAAAAAACCCUAAUUCUGAAUUUCUGAUUCGGUGAGCUAGUUUUACCUUAACUCGCACAAAUUCUGAAAUCCAGUUCCUCUUCUCCUUCGCCUCUUCUCCUUUCGACCGGGUAGUCUCCGCCGCAGCCGGCACCGGAGCAGGCACCGGCACCCUAUUGUCUCAUUCAACUUUGAACGGGCCUCACCUCUGCUUCUCUUCUUCUGCCUUUGGUCUUCUCCGCCGUCGUCUUCACCGUCGCCGACUCGCCGUCACAGGUGUGGGCUUCCGGUUCUUUUGCUUUCCAUUCGCCUCUGCUCGUGCUUCUUGCUUCUGGGUCACAGCCUCACAGGGAUUGCUCAGCAGGGUUGGGAUCCUCUUCGGGUGUUGCUGAGAGGGUAUUAAGAUUUCCGUCGUCUUCUUCAAAGAUGUGGGCCGUUCGUUGUCUUCCUCUCAAGAAUCGAGUGCUGAGAGCUUAUUGCUCCAAAGCUACUUGGGUGGUGGAAGAUGAUUCUGGAACUUCCAAAAGGAUGUCUAAUACACUUCCCUCAUUACACGCGUCUUCAAAUGUUGAGACAAGUCAAAGGAAGCUAAAACUGGACUUGGCAGGAGAAGGAUUUUUACCUUCACUUACCGCGGCUCAUGCAAUUUCGGACAUCAUUAAAGGGCAUUACUCUCAGCCAUGGCUUUCGUGGAAAAAGAUACCAGAUGCUACUAGGAAAUUUUGGUGGGAAAAGUUCAAAAGCAAACAUCAGUUUUUUCCUCCAGAUCUUUAUUGGGCUCGAAAAAAUUUUGAGAGGCGAGAUGUGGCGUUACUAAAAAAUUUGUUGGGAAAAGCUCGUGCAAGUCGUGUCAAACCUCAAUGGAUAGAAGAUGGUGUGUGGGAUGCUCUCUGUGCUUAUUGGAAUACUGACACUGGGUUUCUACAAAAGAGCGUGCAAGGCAAGUCAAAUCGAGCAUCUGGUUGCAGCGGAUUUGGAGCGGCUCUUCGUACUGCUGGCCCAAUUUCCGUUACCCAACACAAAACUAAUAUGAAAAUAUCAUUAAAGAGGAUUCCAACACAGUUAGAAUUGUUUGCGAAGACCCACAAACACAAAGAUGAGACAUGGGUGGAUAAGAAAUCAAAACAUGUUGAGGAAUGUCACGAUACACAUAUUUCAUAACAAUUUGAUCACCGGUGAAAACUCAUAUUGCAAAC
This is a messenger RNA of Arachis ipaensis, 1196 nucleotides long. Lineage: Eukaryota; Viridiplantae; Streptophyta; Magnoliopsida; Fabales; Fabaceae. The record is from RefSeq and is a predicted model, not a curated record.